UCGAUCGUAGUAACUUUUCUCUGCAUUCCUAAGCACACGACGAAAAUACACGUCUACCGUACGCGAUUGGUCGGCGGCCGUUAAGGUGGAGCCGUAUCCGAUCUUCAUGCUAAUAUCUUGAAGCUUCAGCGAGUACGCGUAGCGAUCGUACGGGAGCCUCGUCUGGGACUUACCCCCGUUUCGCUCGGCUCCGUCAACGGACGGAAAGCAGGAACGUGGAAUUUUACGCGCGAUGUUGCCGGCCAGCACUAUCGGUCGACCGGUCGAAAUCGGCCUUCGUCUUACCGGGAUAUGGCCGAAUUCCUCCAUUUUCUUCAGACUGCUUUGGUCAUUGGUGAUGGGAACAGUGGUGAUCUUCCAGUGCCACUAUCUUCUGACGCACUUCAGCUCCGACGAAUUGUUGCAUCUGAUAGAUGGAUUGAGUACCGCUUUGCCGUACAGUCUCCUCUUCUUUAAGCUGAUUGUUCUGUGGGUCAAUAACCGAAUAUUCAACGAUAUCUUGACGGCGAUGUCCGACGACUGGCGCGAGUGUUCCAACAUGCACAUCAUGAUCGACAAGGCAAUCCUCGCGCAUCGCUGCUCGAAAUUCACCAUCGGUGUUUACUUGACGGCGGUGUUGCUUUACAGCACUGCGUCUAUCAACCUUCGUAAGCAGACCGACGACGAUUGCCGAGAGUUGCUUAUAAAAAUGGAGUUGCCCUUUGUGUUCUGUGAAUCGCCAAUUUACGAGAUCGUGGAAUGCGUGCAAUUUAUUCACCUAUUGGCGGUCGCCUCCGCCAUAGCUAUGCUCGAUGCAUUAAUGGUUACGUUGAUGCUGCACACUGGUGGGCAAAUAGAUCUCAUGCAACAGGAAGUGGGAAGGAUUUACCCUAAAGAUAACGAAUAUGAUUUACCCACUGCCAUUGUGAGAUCCUUAAUCAAUAAACACCAUAAGAUUAUCGGCUUUUCGGAGAACAUCGAGACUCUUUUCUCUCAGAUCGCAUUGAUGCAAUUUUUUUCGAAUACGUUGAUCAUAUGUUGCAUCGGAUUUCUCAUAGUAACCUCAAUGGGUACAGAUGAAGGCGUCAGGAUGUUAGUGAAGACCCUGUUUUUUUAUAUCGCUAUUACUUUGGAAGCCUUUAUUUUUUGUUUCGCUGGUGAAUAUCUAAGUAAUAAGAGCACAACGAUUGGCGACGCUGUAUAUGAAUCUAUGUGGUAUACUCUCAAGCCUCGGGAUUGCCGCAUUUUGCUCCUUGUCAUAAUGAGAUCGCAAAGACGGCUGACGAUCACUGCGGGCAAAUUUUUGGAUUUAUCAUUGCAAGGAUUCACAAACAGUUUGAAAGCAUCUGCAUCGUAUGUAUCUGUUUUAUAUGCAAUGUAUUAAUACCGAAGAAACUUAAACUCGCAUAUACACGCUGUGAGAAAGUCAAAAUAUUCUUAAUUUCUUUAUACAAAUUUAUUGUACAAUUUAAUAAUACACAUCGUGGAUACAAAUGAAAAAAGUUUAAAUUAUUUUCUUUAUUUAGAUCUUACUCGAUCUCGUGACACAAAUGAGGGGGAAAUUGAUAUUAGUUUUAUUAUGAUUCAUUACUUUCAGAACAACAUAUUUUAGCGUAAAUAUAUUGUCGUUUUCUUGUUAGGUAAAACAUCUGAGAAAAAUAUCUAAAAAAUUAACUGUACAGAAAUGAGAUACAACAAAAGACAUAAAAAUGUGUAAAAAUAUUUGAAAACUUUUAUGCUAUAAGAAUUAAAAAAAUAAUUU
Vollenhovia emeryi is the source of this 1741-nucleotide messenger RNA. RefSeq names its product odorant receptor 22c-like. Gene Ontology annotation, molecular function: olfactory receptor activity; odorant binding. The transcript has 6 exons. Gene Ontology annotation, biological process: sensory perception of smell; detection of chemical stimulus involved in sensory perception of smell. The record is from RefSeq and is a predicted model, not a curated record. Lineage: Eukaryota; Metazoa; Arthropoda; Insecta; Hymenoptera; Formicidae. Gene Ontology annotation, cellular component: plasma membrane. The coding region runs from base 233 to 1363 and encodes 376 amino acids.